This is a messenger RNA of Papaver somniferum (opium poppy), 1810 nucleotides long. Its product is annotated as ankyrin repeat-containing protein BDA1-like. The transcript has 2 exons. Gene Ontology annotation, cellular component: plasma membrane. NCBI's taxonomy places the organism in Eukaryota, Viridiplantae, Streptophyta, Magnoliopsida, Ranunculales, Papaveraceae. Gene Ontology annotation, molecular function: protein phosphatase regulator activity; protein phosphatase 1 binding. The coding region runs from base 26 to 1723 and encodes 565 amino acids. The record is from RefSeq and is a predicted model, not a curated record.
UGCAAGUUCAUUAGAGAGAAUCAGAAUGAAAAAUAGGCUAUUAGGAAUGCCAAAGAGAGUUCUUGUUUACUUCCUAAAGAAAUUAGAUUCACGUCUUGAUAAUCUUGAUGAGGAAUUUACUUUUUUCAGGAGAACUCAAUUACACAUUGCAGUUUUGUCUAAUGACAUAAAUUUUGCAAGAAAAAUUCUAUAUUUGGAACCUGAUCUUGCAUCAAAAAAAGACAACAGAGGAUGGACUCCCCUUCACCUUGCUUCAGCAAGAGCAAGUCUUGAGAUGGUGGAAUUAUUGCUGAUGGCCAGACGUGAUGUUUGUACAGUUCAAGAUAACGAUCAAAGGACACCUCUACAUCUAGCAGUAAUGAACAAUCGAGUGGAGAUCAUGGAAGUACUAACAGAAGAGGAUUUGCCCAAAGUAAUUAACCUAAACAAUGAUCAAAAUGGUGAGACAAUACUACAUUUCUGUGUUAAAAGUAACAGUAGUAUUGAGACCCUCGAGCUAUUGGCAGACAAGUUGGAUCUUGCAAGGGCUUCAGAUCCAGAUAUUCUUAUCAACUCCAAGGACAAUGAUGGCAAAACAGUCUUACAACUUGCUGCGGAAACUGGAAAUAUUGAGAUGGUGCAAUACUUACUGGAAAGUAGUAAUUUAAAACUUGAAAUAACUGAGGCCGACUUUGAUGAAGCCAUGAAUGCUUUAACACCAAAAAAUACGAUUGAUCUACAAUUCAAGUUUCUCAAGUACGCUGGAUGUACACAGAGUAAGAAGCAUAAUAGUAACACUCUUUCUAGAUGUGGUGAUAAGAUUGAAAGGAGGAAAGAGAGGGUUAACGCAUUAUUGGUGGUGGCAACAUUGAUAGCAGGAAUUGCCUUUCAAGCUGCAAUGAACCCACCUGGAGGAGUUUGGCAAGAUGAUUCCAUAGUUAACUCUAAUACUAAGCCCGUUAUAUUUGGUUAUUAUCUUAAUCAAAUGUUUAGCUCCACUAUGUCUGGCGGGUUGAGAGAGUACCUAAUCCGACAUUCUGAAGGGAAACAAUAUUCUAACAUUCAAAACUUCGUGGAUGCUCUUAUGUUGAAUUAUGGCAGUAUAUUGUCUACGCAAUAUAAAGGGUUAGUUUUGGAAGAUUCUGGGUUUACUGAUGUUGUUUCAAACUACAACAACAGUGAUGGCAAAGGUGGUAAUUCGUUCCCCUAUCUAAUACGUUAUGCUGGAUACCCUAUAUUAGGUUAUACAUACCCAGACAUCUACAUGAAUUACAUGGUUACUAAUGGGAUUGCUCUUUUUAUGUCCCUAACGAUAAUAUUUUUAGUCAUAUGUGGGUUUAUGAUCAAAAUACCGGUCGCCCAAGCUCGAGUUCUUGUUUUCUUAAUGUGCAUUUCAAUCGGAUGUAUUGCCUUUGCUUAUUUGUCGGUAUUAGCAGCUAUGAUGCCAGGUUUUUAUACGGAAGCAGAACACACCUUUAUAAAAGUUCAAGUAUUCUUGGGAGUUUGCUGCAUUCUGGGAGUUGGGUCCUUCAUUUGGACUUUGGUAUUGAAGAUAGUUAAGCUACGAAAGAGAAAGAGGCACCCGCACAUUGGACUUAUGAAUUACCUCAAACAAAUCUUCUACAGUAUGGACGCAAAGGAUGCAGGAAAACUGAUUUUAUUUGUUGUUAGUUACUUUGGUUUUCGUUUUCAUGGAUAUGUUUGUUAUGGUGUUUGGUCCUAUAUCAACCACUUCUGGUAUUAAACCAAAUUCCCGUUUUAGUUUAAAACUAUGUGUGUGCGCCCAACACCAUGACUGAAUUUGGUGGAUUCCGUCUAUUGAAAAUUAUUA